This is a messenger RNA of Cucurbita moschata (crookneck pumpkin), 706 nucleotides long. RefSeq lists its product as uncharacterized. NCBI's taxonomy places the organism in Eukaryota, Viridiplantae, Streptophyta, Magnoliopsida, Cucurbitales, Cucurbitaceae. The record is from RefSeq and is a predicted model, not a curated record. The coding region runs from base 92 to 640 and encodes 182 amino acids. The transcript is spliced from 2 exons.
UUACCUGCCAAAAUUAGCUUUAUGCUUUCUAUGAUUUGUACCAAGAAAUUAUAGUUUCUGAUGAGCUUCUCUAUAACAUUUCUGCUUGUCCAUGAUCGAUUUGCUAUCUGAGAUAAUUUGGAGGACAAGCACAGGCAUGAACAUGGCAUAUCAGGGAAAGAAUGGGAAAUGGGAAGGAUCAGUAGGGGGUUUAGUUGAUGCUCCUGUGGACAAAGUAUGGCCCUUGGUCACUCAAUCCAAAAGGCUGCCGGAGUGGAUGCCAAUGGUCGAGAGAUGCACCGACAUAACCAGAGACGAAGGCAUCCCAGGCUACGUACGGGUCGUGUCGGGUUUCAUGUUCCCGCAGAAAGACGGAGAAAGAUCAUGGAUCAAAGAGAAGUUGCUUUCCAUGGACUCAUCAGCUCAUAGUUACAGUUACAAAAUGGAAGCAAGCAAUGUGGGAUUAGAUGGAUCCAUCAAUACAUUAAAGCUUGUGGACUAUGGAGAAGAUUCAACAUUGAUUGAAUGGAAGUUUGAGAUAAAUCCUUUGGAAGGUGUUUGUGAAGAGAGCAUCAUUGAUUAUCUGGGAUUUCUCUACAAAUCUUGCAUCAACAGAAUUGAAGGUGCGAUUGAAGUAGCUGCACAUUCUAAAAAAGUUUGAUAUCAACUUUGCUUUGUGAUGACUUAUGAAUGCAUUUUAAAAACAAUGCUGGAUAGCAUUUUAGCC